GUCGGUAUACUAAAUUUAUGGUGCUUAGAAUAUACUGUACCACGACUAGUACACCCUAACCAUGACUGUAUAUGUACUACAAGGCAGCGCCUGGGUAUCUAGCCACCGCAGCUUGGGCACCGUUCAGUGAACCGGCGGCCAUGGUGCCGGCGCAUGCGUACUGCAUUCGCGCGCUUCUUUGAGGGAGGACCCAGGGAGGACUGCUCAUACCGGCCGAGGCUUGGACGACGCGACGCGCUGGCGGGUCGGGAAUGUGCGUCAGGUGCCCGUGCUGUGAAGCAUCGUUGCUUCGUCAGGUCGACACCUUCGCUCCUUUGCAACAGAUCACGUGCCUGGGCGAGGCUACAGCAAUGCGCAGCGGACACGAGGAAUUGCGGCACUGACACGGAUGCUUCGCGUGGUGCGGGAGCGGCGCUCGGGCCUCGUGCUGCUGCUGCUGGCGUCGGUGGCCGUGUGGUCGCGCUGGUCGUCGCCGCCGCAGGAGCCCGGCCCGCGCGGUGUGGCAGCAGGCAACGUGUCGGACGAGCCCGGCCGGCUGGUGGACCGGCGCGACUUUGCGUUUGUGCUGGACAGCAGCCGCUGCCGCAGCCACCGCGACCUGUUUCUGGCCGUGUUCGUGCACUCUGCGCCGGCGCACUUCGGCCGGCGGCGCGCCAUUCGCGAGACGUGGGGCAACGCGAGCGCCCUGGCCGCGGCCACGGCGCGCGCCAUGGCGCUCGUCUUCCUCGUGGGGCAGGCGGCCGGCCUGGAGGGCGCCCUGCGCGCCGAGAGCGCCGCGCACGGCGACCUGGUCAUGGGCAACUUCGUGGACAGCUACCACAACCUGACGUACAAGCACGUGAUGGGGCUCAAGUGGGUCGUGAGCCGCUGUGGCCAGGCGCGCUACGUGCUCAAGACGGACGACGACGUGUUCAUGGACCUGUUCCAGGUGAGCGCGGAGCUGGAGCCCCACGCCCCGGCGCGGCUGCUCAUGUGCGGCCUCAUCCGGCGGCCGUACGUCAAGCGCAGCCAGCGCAGCAAGUGGCGCGUCAGCUUCCGCGAGUAUCGGCCACACCGCUACCCGCCCUACUGCUCCGGCUGGGCCAUCCUCAUGUCGCCCGACGUGGUGCGCGACCUGUACCGAGCUUCGGCCGACGUGCCCUACUUCUGGGUCGACGACGUGCUCGUCACGGGCAUCCUGGCGCAGCGUCUUGGCAUCGAGCACGUCGACCUUGGGCCGCGCUUGGCGCGCGAUGCCCGCGACGCCCGUUCCUGGCUGCGUGACGGCGGCCCACCACUGCUGGGUCACCCUGACCUGGACACCGAGCUCGUGUACCGGCUCUGGCAGCGCACCAGGGAGAACGUUGACGCUGCUCGCAAUAAAGGCUGAUGUUGCUGCAGGGUGGGGGGGGGGGUGACAUCAGCAACUCCGGCGUUCUUUUUAACUGUCCAAUGGCGGGGUGGUUCAAUUUGGGUUAGAAAGUAAUCAGUAAUAACUAAUAAACGAGGUGUCGAAACGGGUAGCUGCUUCGUGUGACCUCACGAUGAGUCGAUGACGUCAGAGCCUACACUACUGUAAUGUACAUGUGCAGUACGCGUGGCGCUAACGCCCAGAAGGCGAAGCGUAUGAUGUGACACGGGGAGCUUUUACAGCCCUUUCAAACUACACAGCGUCGGUUUCAGCGACAGUGUGAGUGCUGAAGGAUCGUCGUUUGCUUUUGACCAGCCGCCGCCGCGCGAGGUAUGCCCAAGCUCAACGCGCAUUGUGCUGCGAAAGAGAAUGACCGACGUCUGUCGAAACGAUGAUAGUCUGCCAUCGUCUCGUGGAAAAAGGAGCCAGCUUUGUCGUUUCUGGGCGAAGUGGCGGUCUAGUCUCUCAAGUCACACAGGGUGGCCAGUAAAAAAGCCAUACAUUCGUGGGCAUGGGUCGGGAACACGCAACCAGUCUUCAAAAUUUGUUUUCAGGAAAACUAAAUGAGUCGCAGCCAUAUGGUUAGGCACAGAUAAUCAAGAGUGCAAAAGAGAACGUAUAUUCAAAAUUUUAUUGAGGACAGUGGACAUCGAAAUAUCGCCAGAGUUUCCCUUUAAGACUGCUUAGGUGUGGGAAUGCGAAAGCAUUAUGAUCCCUUUGGUGGAAUGUUUCCGAUUGAUGUUUUCGACAUGCAUUAAAGUUCUUUCUGCCGA
Dermacentor silvarum is the source of this 2163-nucleotide messenger RNA. Its product is annotated as beta-1,3-galactosyltransferase 5. NCBI's taxonomy places the organism in Eukaryota, Metazoa, Arthropoda, Arachnida, Ixodida, Ixodidae. Gene Ontology annotation, cellular component: membrane. Bases 389 to 1369 code for a protein of 326 amino acids. The transcript has 2 exons. The record is from RefSeq and is a predicted model, not a curated record. Gene Ontology annotation, molecular function: hexosyltransferase activity.